Messenger RNA from Plasmopara halstedii, 513 nucleotides. RefSeq lists its product as uncharacterized. Bases 1 to 513 code for a protein of 170 amino acids. The transcript has 8 exons. The record is from RefSeq and is a predicted model, not a curated record. Lineage: Eukaryota; Oomycota; Peronosporomycetes; Peronosporales; Peronosporaceae.
AUGCAAGCUACGUGUACCCAUGCGAGAGCAGACACAGACUGCGUUGCAAAUCAGAAAGACAGUAAUUCUUGCUCAAAUAGCCAGGAGAGAUUGUGCAAGACUUUGAUAGGCUUAGCGACCACGAGCGACCCGUUCACCAACACGCAACGCAAAGCAGUUAAAUUCAAAUCGAUAAACAAGCGCAUUCCUUGCAAGAUCAUGUCAUUGCUUGAAGUCCCGACCUUUGAAAAAGCCUUCGCGUCAAAUCAGCCUGUAGGAACAUCCCACCAACGACGACAAAGAGUUACGAAUAUUAAUGACGAUAAGAGCGAGGCUCCAUACUGUGGAGAAGAUUCUAAGCCACUUGAUAUUGCGGUCUUCAGAGUAAUACAAUGUUUAGACAGGCGAAUAAAUACUUUAUCACGCGAUUGCUUUAAGGCUCCACGAGUUAGCAGCGAGGAAGCUGAUUCAAUCGUAUUUGGAGUGAGCAGUAUAGUCCUGAUUGCUAUCAGUCUCCUCUCCCAUUUAUGGUGA